Knipowitschia caucasica is the source of this 258-nucleotide messenger RNA. NCBI's taxonomy places the organism in Eukaryota, Metazoa, Chordata, Actinopteri, Gobiiformes, Gobiidae. The record is from the annotation of a GenBank genome assembly.
AUGAAGAAGGAAGAGGAAGGGGAAGAAGAAGGAAGAAGAAAGAAAAGGGAAGAAGAGGAAAGAAGAAGAAGGAAGAGGAGGAGGAAGAAGAAGAAGGGGAAGAAGGGGAAGAAGAAGAAGGGGAAGAAGGGGAAGAAGAGGAAGAAGGGGAAGAUGAGGAAUAAGAGGAAGAAGGGGAAGAAGAGGAAGAAGGGGAAGAAGAGGAAGAAGAGGAAGAAGGGGAAGAAGAGGAAGAAGGGGAAGAAGAGGAAGAAGUGA